Zychaea mexicana is the source of this 8175-nucleotide messenger RNA. RefSeq lists its product as uncharacterized. Gene Ontology annotation, molecular function: phosphorelay sensor kinase activity. Gene Ontology annotation, cellular component: membrane. The record is from RefSeq and is a predicted model, not a curated record. Lineage: Eukaryota; Fungi; Mucoromycota; Mucoromycetes; Mucorales; Lichtheimiaceae. The transcript is spliced from 7 exons. Bases 1 to 8175 code for a protein of 2724 amino acids. Gene Ontology annotation, biological process: phosphorylation; phosphorelay signal transduction system.
AUGAAACGCUCAUUAGACGACAAUCAUUCACACGACUCCAAGAAAUUCUGUUCACCGACAGAGAGAUCCCCUCAGCAGCAACAACAACAGCAAUCUAAUUCCGUCACCAUGAGCGCCACCGUAUUAGAUUACGUGCGCGACAUCAUUCAGGAUCUCGACCAACGUCAUCUUGAUCACUGCCUCAGCAAACAGCUUACUCGUGAUACCCUAGGCAACUUGCAACCGGCUGAUGCCGAGCUAGCCAGCACGUUGGAUGCUGCAUUGAAAAGAAUAGCCCAGUAUCAGCUGAUGCUAGAAACAGAUAACCUUAGAUACCGCAUCGCGAUACAACAGCAGUAUCAGCUGCUGACGGGUGCUCAAGGCGAUGAUGACAAGAACGCAUCUGCAGUAUCAAAAAACAAUUUGAACAACACCACCCGUAACAAUAACGAUCAACAGCAAUCACCGACGCCUACUACCACAACUACAUCAAAACCCGCUACGACUAAAUCCGAUCAGGAACCAGAUCAUGCCGAUAAUAACAACACGACCGCUGCUACUGCUACUACGAAGAAAGUUGCCAUGACACCCGAAGAUGGCAUUUCCACCAUCAGAGACUCGUCGUUGCUUGAGAAAAUGCAACCCCACAACCGAAGCCCCAUGCUCUCUAUGCCAACUGCCACUACGCCUACCGGCUAUUUUUCUGUCACGACCCACUCUGCCUCCGGAACGCCUCCUGCUGGUGCCUCACUGACACCAUCGCCCUCCAUGACACCGCCCUUUGGAAUUGCCGCCUCAACCUCAAACGCAUAUCCUGUGUUUUUUGGAACACUCUCGUCGCCUCCGCUCAUGUCUUUCCCAGCUGCUACCGUUCAAACAAGCGCCGAUAACAUUGUCUGUCCCGACUGCGUUGUGCAGGCUGUCAAAGUUGCCUCCAAUGUCUUUGCCGGCAAAUUGGACCAGCGUAUCACCUGCAACCACGAACGCUGUGUCUCUGGCCCUGUUCACCCGUCAUCGCCCAUCAACAUGCUCAAGGAGGCUGUCAACGCCAUGACCGACCGUCUGCAGCGCCUAGCAGAUGAGGCCAUGUACGUCUCGCACGAAACUGCCGUCAAAGGAAAACUCGGAGUUCAAGCACGCUGCGACCGCGAAAUGAAAGGCGUCUGGCGUGAUUUUAUCCUCAAUCUCAACAGCAUGACCCGUAGCCAUCUCGAACAAGUCCGUGAUAUUGCUGAUGUCUCCACCGCCAUUGCCCGCGGUGAUCUCAGCAAAGCCAUGACUGUGCCUGUCAAGGGUGAGACGCUUUUAUUGAAAAACACAUUUAAUACUAUGGUCAACCAACUUAAUCUUUUUGCAUCCGAAGUGUCUCGUGUGGCACACGACGUCGGUACCGAAGGUCGCUUAGGCGCUCAAGCAACCGUUGCUGGCGCUGAUGGCAUCUGGAAAGAGCUCACGGACAAUGUCAACACGAUGGCAGCCAAUCUUACGAACCAGGUGCGGGACAUUGCACAGGUCUCGAAAUCUGUCGCACGUGGUGACUUGACCGAGAAAGUUACGGUUGAAGUCAAGGGCGAAAUGCUGGAUUUGAAAAACACAAUUAAUACCAUGGUCGACCAGUUAUCUACCUUUGCAACUGAGGUUACGCGUGUGUCACUUGAAGUGGGCACAGAUGGCAAACUGGGUGGUCAAGCCAUCGUCAAGGAUGUGGCUGGUACCUGGAAGGACUUGACAGACAAUGUCAACAUGAUGGCCUUUAAGAUCACCGGCCAGGUGCGUGAUAUUGCCGCAGUCGCCAAGGCCGUAGCAAAGGGUGACUUGAGCAAAAAAGUUACUGCGAAUGCCCAAGGAGAAGUGCUCGAACUCAAGGACACAAUGAAUAAAAUGGUUGACCAACUGACUCUGUUUUCGGCUGAAGUCAGGCGUGUGUCGCUCGAAGUCGGCGUCGAGGGUAAGCUUGGCGGACAAGCUGUCGUCAAGGAUGUGGGCGGUGCUUGGAAAGAUCUGACAGAUAAUGUGAAUACCAUGGCUGCCAAUCUGACCACCCAAGUGCGAUCCAUUGCUGGAGUGACCAAGGCCGUUGCGAUGGGCGACUUGAGCAAAAAGAUUGAAGUGCAAGCACACGGUGAGAUCCUGGACUUGAAAAACACCGUGAACGACAUGGUGGACCAGCUUAGCGUCUUUUCGACUGAAGUGACGCGUGUUGCACGCGAAGUCGGCACCGAUGGUAAACUCGGCGGCCAAGCACAUGUACCCAAUGUGGGUGGUACCUGGAAGGAUUUGACCGAUAAUGUCAAUACUAUGACAACCAACCUGACUACACACGUACGAAGUAUUGCCGUGGUUACCAAAGCUGUUGCCAACGGCGAUCUCAGCAAAAAGGUCAUGGUCAACGUCAGCGGCGAAAUCUCUGAUCUCAAGGACACUGUUAACAACAUGGUGGAUCAAUUGCGUGUGUUUGCAUCAGAAGUAACGCGUGUGGCCCGUGAAGUCGGCACUGAAGGCAAACUCGGCGGUGAGGCUAUCGUUCCAAGCGUCAGCGGCACAUGGAAAGAUCUGACCGACAACGUCAAUGUGAUGGCCGCCAACUUGACAACCCAAGUACGAUCCAUUGCCCAGGUAACAAAAGCCGUUGCCAAGGGCGAUUUGUCGAAAAAGAUUGACGUCGAAACACGGGGUGAAAUUUUGGAUCUUAAAAACACGGUCAAUAGUAUGGUGGAUCAACUGAACGUAUUUGCUGCCGAAGUCACACGUGUCGCCAAGGAAGUGGGCACGGAUGGCAAAUUAGGUGGCCAGGCCAUGGUGCCCAAUGUCGACGGAACUUGGAUGGACCUCACUGAUAAUGUCAAUCAGAUGGCCACCAACUUGACAACCCAGGUGCGGUCCAUUGCCGAAGUCACCAAGUCAGUGGCAAACGGCGAUCUUAGCAAGAAAAUUGAAGUCGCGAGUGGCGGCGAGAUCCUAGAGCUAAAAAAUAUUGUCAACAACAUGGUGGACCAACUUCGUAUAUUUGCAUCCGAGGUCACGCGUGUCUCUAAGGAAGUCGGCACAGAAGGAAAGCUGGGCGGUCAAGCCGUUGUGCAAGGUGUGGCUGGUACAUGGCAUGAGCUCACGGCUAACGUCAACAUCAUGGCAGCCAACCUGACGAACCAAGUACGGUCCAUCGCUGAAGUGACUAAAGCCGUGGCAUUGGGUGAUUUGAGCAAGAAGAUUGAAGUCGAAAGUGGCGGCGAGGUGCUCGAACUCAAGAAUAUUGUCAAUAACAUGGUCGACCAGCUGCGUAUAUUCGCCUCUGAGGUAACGCGUGUAUCUAAAGAGGUCGGCACUGAAGGCAAGCUUGGUGGUCAGGCUGUUGUUCAAGGCGUAGCCGGCACUUGGCAUGAACUUACAGACAACGUCAAUAUCAUGGCUGCCAACCUCACGAACCAAGUGCGAUCGAUUGCCGAAGUGACCAAGGCCGUAGCGUUGGGUGAUCUCAGCAAGAAAAUCGACGUUGAGAGUGGAGGGGAGAUUCUUGAACUCAAGGAUAUCGUCAACAACAUGGUUGAUCAACUGCGUAUUUUCGCAUCCGAGGUUACGCGUGUCUCCAAGGAAGUAGGCACGGAUGGCAAAUUGGGUGGCCAGGCCAUGGUGCCCAAUGUCGACGGUACAUGGAUGGAACUGACGAACAAUGUCAAUAUCAUGGCUGCCAAUCUUACGAAUCAAGUACGCUCCAUUGCCGAGGUGACCAAGGCUGUCGCUUUAGGUGAUCUUAGUAAAAAAAUUGAGGUCGAAAGUGGUGGAGAAAUACUGGAGCUCAAGAACAUUGUCAACAACAUGGUCGACCAGUUACGAAUUUUUGCAUCCGAGGUGACGCGUGUCUCCAAAGAGGUCGGCACAGAGGGAAAACUAGGCGGCCAAGCGGUUGUACAAGGCGUUGCAGGAACAUGGAAUGAACUCACGGACAAUGUAAAUAUCAUGGCGGCCAAUUUAACCACCCAGGUACGAUCCAUCGCAGAAGUUACCAAAGCUGUCGCCAGCGGUGAUCUCAGCAAAAAGAUCGAAGUCGAAACUCGAGGCGAGAUCUUGGACUUGAAGAACAUUGUGAACGACAUGGUGGAUCAGUUACGUGUCUUUGCAUCUGAAGUUACACGUGUUGCGCGCGAGGUCGGCACCGAAGGCAAGCUCGGCGGUCAAGCUGUAGUGUAUGGCGUGGCUGGCACCUGGAUGGACUUGACGGUCAAUGUGAAUACCAUGGCAGCCAAUUUGACGACCCAAGUGCGAUCGAUUGCUCAAGUCACCAAAGCAGUUGCUCGCGGCGACUUGUCAGAAAAAAUUGAUGUUGAAACUCGAGGCGAGAUCUUGGACCUUAAAAACACAGUGAACAACAUGGUGGACCAAUUGCGCGUUUUUGCUUCUGAAGUCACGCGUGUAUCCAAAGAAGUCGGCACUGAAGGCAAACUUGGUGGGCAAGCUGUGGUACAAGGUGUCGCAGGCACAUGGAAGGACUUGACAGAUAAUGUCAACUUGAUGGCAAGUAAUUUGACAACACAAGUACGGUCCAUUGCCCAGGUCACGAAAGCUGUCGCGUUGGGUGAUCUCAGCAAGAAAAUUGACGUUGAGAGUGGAGGAGAGAUUCUUGAGCUCAAGGAUAUCGUCAACAAUAUGGUGGAUCAACUGCGUAUUUUCGCAUCUGAGGUCACGCGUGUCUCGAAGGAAGUAGGCACGGAUGGCAAACUAGGGGGCCAAGCAGUGGUACAAGGUGUAGCCGGCACUUGGUACGAACUCACAAAUAACGUCAACAUCAUGGCCGCAAAUCUUACAAAUCAAGUACGGUCCAUUGCUGAAGUGACCAAGGCUGUUGCUCUAGGUGACUUGAGUAAAAAGAUUGAAGUUGAGAGUGGUGGAGAAAUCCUGGAGCUCAAGAAUAUCGUCAACAACAUGGUCGACCAGUUACGAAUUUUUGCAUCCGAAGUCACGCGUGUCUCUAAGGAAGUCGGCACGGAUGGCAAAUUGGGUGGCCAGGCCAGGGUGCCCAAUGUUGACGGUACAUGGAUGGAACUGACGAACAAUGUCAAUAUCAUGGCUGCCAAUCUUACGAAUCAAGUACGGUCUAUUGCCGAGGUGACCAAGGCCGUAGCGUUGGGUGACCUGAGCAAGAAGAUCGAGGUGGAAAGUGGCGGUGAGAUUUUGGAACUCAAAGACAUCGUCAACAACAUGGUGGACCAACUCCGUAUUUUUGCAUCCGAGGUCACGCGUGUCUCCAAAGAAGUCGGCACAGAAGGAAAGUUAGGAGGCCAAGCUGUCGUGCAAGGCGUGGCUGGUACUUGGUACGAACUGACGAACAAUGUAAACAUCAUGGCCGCAAAUCUUACCAAUCAAGUACGGUCUAUUGCCGAGGUGACCAAGGCCGUAGCGUUGGGUGAUCUUAGCAAAAAGAUUGAAGUCGAAAGUGGUGGCGAGAUCCUGGAGCUCAAAAACAUUGUCAAUAACAUGGUCGACCAACUACGUAUAUUUGCGUCAGAAGUAACGCGAGUGUCCAAAGAAGUCGGUACUGAAGGCAGGCUCGGCGGACAAGCUAUUGUCCAAGGUGUUGCUGGUACAUGGAACGAACUGACAGAUAAUGUCAAUAUCAUGGCUGCCAAUCUGACAAACCAAGUGCGGUCCAUUGCCGAGGUGACCAAAGCUGUGGCAAACGGCGACUUGAGCAAGAAGAUCCAUGUUGAAGCACGCGGUGAAAUUCUAGAUCUCAAGAACACUGUCAAUGACAUGGUGGAUCAACUCAGCGUAUUCUCAACCGAAGUAACGCGAGUGGCCAGAGAAGUCGGUACUGAAGGCAAAUUGGGCGGUCAAGCCAUUGUGCAAGGUGUCGCUGGCACAUGGAAGGAUCUGACGGACAAUGUCAACAUGAUGGCCGGUAAUCUAACAACUCAGGUGCGAUCUAUUGCUGCAGUUACUACGGCUGUUGCUAAGGGCGAUUUGUCACGCAAAAUCGUUGUAGAAGUACAAGGUGAAAUCUUGGAGCUUAAAGAUACUGUGAACUCCAUGGUAGAUCAACUGCGAGUCUUUGCUGCAGAAGUUACGCGUGUCGCUAGAGAAGUCGGUACAGAAGGCAUGUUGGGUGGACAAGCAGCGAUCAUAGGCGUCGACGGCACUUGGAAAGAUUUGACCGAUAACGUCAACUUGAUGGCCAGCAACUUGACGGAUCAGCUUCGUGCCAUCGCUGCAGUCUGUAAAGCCGUCGCUCAAGGUGACUUGUCCAAAAAAAUUGAGGUCGAAGUGCACGGUGAAAUUGCCGAGCUCAAGAACACAAUCAACACCAUGGUGGAUCAGCUUAACUCGUUCGCGUUUGAAGUGACGCGUGUGGCACGCGAAGUCGGCACAGAAGGCAACCUUGGUGUCGAAGCACGUGUCAAGGGUGUCGGUGGUGUAUGGCUCGAAAUCACCAGCAAUGUCAACACAAUGGCCUCCAACUUGACCACGCAAGUACGCGCGUUUGCCCAGAUUUCCGCAGCUGCUGCUGAGAACGACUUUUCACGGAUGAUCACGGUUGAAGCACAAGGUGAAAUGGACGCACUCAAGACCAAGAUUAACCAGAUGGUAACCUCGUUGCGCGACGCGAUUCGCAAGAACGGCCAAGCCAGAGAAGCGGCCGAAUUGGCCAACCGCUCCAAAAGUGAGUUCCUGGCCAAUAUGAGCCACGAAAUCCGUACGCCCAUGAACGGUAUCAUUGGCAUGACAGGCUUGACGCUGGAAACCGAGCUGACGCGACAACAGCGUGAAAAUCUCAUGAUCGUGUCAAGUUUGGCAAACACGCUGCUCACCAUUAUUGACGCGAUUCUCGAUAUCUCCAAAAUUGAAGCGGGUCGAAUGACGGUAGAAACGAUUCCGUUCUCACUCCGGUCGGCUAUAUUUAGCGUGCUCAAGACUUUGGCAGUCAAGGCUAACCAAAAGAAGCUGGAUCUGAUUAACAACGUGGACAAGGCUAUCCCUGACCAGCUUAUCGGCGAUCCGCUCCGCCUUCGCCAAGUAAUUACCAAUCUCAUCGGUAAUGCCGUCAAAUUUACGACAGAGGGUGAGGUGGCACUCGAGACCAAAGUGGUGGAAAUGGAGGGCGAUUACGUAAAGCUUCAAUUAUGCGUUAGUGACACGGGUAUUGGUAUACACGAGGACAAGUUGCACAUUAUUUUCGAUACGUUCUGCCAAGCAGACGGCAGUACCACGCGAGAAUAUGGUGGCACUGGCCUCGGCUUAUCUAUUUCCAAACAUCUGGUGGAACUUAUGGGCGGCGAUCUAUGGGUGGAAUCCAUGUAUGGCCGAGGCUCACAAUUCUACUUUACCAUCAAGCUGCGUCGCAUAGGUGUGAGUGACAAGGAAGCGAUAGGCAAAAUGGCGCGGUACCAAGGACGACGCAUUCUCUACGUAGACAGCAUGAAAGACAACACGGGUGUGAUUCGAAAGAUCGAGCAGCUCGGAUUGACGGCUUUCCGUGUCGGUAGCAUCGAGGAAGCCACUGAACUUGCCAACAAGUAUUCAAACCGAAGCAAGGUCGCGCCAUUCUUUGACACGGUUGUUAUCGACAAGAUGACUCAAGCAGAAAAGGUCCGCGAAAUCAUGCCGUUACGUUAUACCCCCCUUGUCCUCAUUGCUCCCGAAAUCCACAUGCUCAACAUGAAGCUGUGCAUCGACCUUGGCAUUACAGCAUACAUUAAUUCACCACGCAACCUUGCAGAGCUUAUGGAUGCACUAUCACCAGCGCUCGAAAGUCAUGCCGCGUUACCGAGCGACUCUGGCAAAAUCCAACCUCUCCAGAUCCUCAUUGCCGAAGAUAAUGUGGUCAACCAAAAGCUCGCCCUGCGUAUUCUGCAAAAGUUUGGCCACGAUGUCAAGAUUGUAUCAAAUGGCAAACUUGCGGUCGAGGCAUUCGAGAGCCAGCGGUUCGAUAUGAUCUUCAUGGACGUGCAGAUGCCUGUUAUGGGUGGAUUUGAAGCGACACAAAGUAUACGACGUAUCGAAAGCGAAUCUGGUACCGAUGCGCGUAUCCCAAUUAUUGCCUUGACGGCACACGCCAUGAUUGGUGAUAGAGAGAAAUGUCUGGAUGCGGGAAUGGAUGAAUAUGUCACCAAACCAUUGCGCAUGCCCGAGUUGAUAGCAGCAAUCAAAAAAUUUGCACCGUAUUCUGCACAUGUCAUUACAGAUUCACCUCACCAGCAGCAAUAA